AUGGUAUCGACAACGGCAGACGACAACUACAAUGCGGGUACUGGUGUACUGGCAACAGCAUGGACCUUUACUGCGGCUGCAAUUGUGGUCAUGGCACUCCGGGUAGUCGCCAAGAUCAAGAUUGCCAACUUCAACGUCGAUGAUGUUGCGAUGAUCAUUGCGCUCGUGUUCCUCAUUGCCAGCACGGCUUGCGUUACCGUCGCAAUCCAGGCUGGUCUCGCUCGCAACUCGACCAUCACGCACGAACAGGAGGUGCAAGCCAGUAUAUGGUACCUGGUUUCACAAUCUAUAAGCAUAAUCUCAUGCGCGACUGGCCGUAUCGCAUUCAUCAUGUACCUCCGCCGUCUCGUUCCACUACAAUCGAAGACGCGGACUGCCUUAUGUUUACUGCUGUGGCUACAACCGCCCGUUAACCUGGUCCCGGUCCUCCUGAUGUACCUUCAAUGCAAGGACGUGGCCGCGGUCUUUGAUGCUACUAUAACUGGGCUCCUAUGGCUGGCACGCUCGUUGCUGAUCGCCCUAGCUUUUAACUCGGCAACGGAUCUAUACCUCGCGACCUUCCCGAUCUACAGCUUCUGGAGCUUGCAACUCAGACUGCGCAUCAAGAUUGUGCUUCUAUGCCUACUCAGUAUGGGUCUCUUUGCCAUGGUCGCCUGUAUAAUCAAGACGGUCGAGCUUUAUUCAAUCGGUGAAAGGGGAUACCCUCCAGUCGUGCAAGCUGAGCUGUUACAUUGGGUUUAUAUCGAGGCAGGCCUGGUGGUGAUCACUUCUUCUGCUCCGUGCCUGCGGCCUCUCUUCGCCGCAAUGGCGAAAGAUUUCAGUAGCUCACCGAGACCGGCGUACGAGCUCACUCCCACUUAUGGACAGUCCGGCCACACUCGGUCUCACAUCACGUCACGCGCCCACACAUACAUUCGUGGAGAUGCCCACGAUGGCUGGGGAGAUGGAGACAGUGCCUGCCAGAUCCUGGGGGGGACACGUGUUGGUGGAAUCACUAAGAAGACGACUGUGACGGUGCGAAACGAGCAGUUAUCAGCAUAA
Molecule: messenger RNA, 1041 nt
Organism: Penicillium canescens
Lineage: Eukaryota; Fungi; Ascomycota; Eurotiomycetes; Eurotiales; Aspergillaceae
Exons: 4
Coding region: 1-1041 (346 amino acids)
Source: RefSeq, a predicted model, not a curated record